AUGGUGUCGAUCCGUUUCACAACGGGCGUCGUCGUUGUCUCGGCCCUUUCCGCAGGCUGUCUCGCCCAGGUCUUCACGGUCAACUGCGCGCCGCUGACCUUUUUCCGCGGAGAUCCCAUCGUCUCCCCCGGCGUCAUCUCUUCCCACGUACACGCCGUCGUUGGCGGGACCAGAUUUGCUCUCGACUUGUCCAACGAGCAGGCUCGCAACGCCAAAGCCACGACCUGCGACAAGUCUCUCGACAAGAGCAACUACUGGCAGCCGCAGCUGUACCACCAGAGGCACGAUGGGAAGUUUGAGCUGGUUGAGAUGCAGGGCAUUGCUGCCUACUACAUCGAUCGAGCUUGCGACUAUGCGCCCGGCAGAAGCAACUGCAAAAACUCACCACACGCCAGGGCGCCCCCCAAGGGGCUGCGCAUGGUUGUCGGAGAUCCAGCUCUGAGAUCGUACAACCACUCGAACCCGGAGCAGAGGGCCAUCUCGCACGUCUGCUUGGGCGCGAAUGGCGGCGACACGCCCUACCUGCCCGCCCGGCAGUGCGAUCGCAUGAGGGCCGAGACCUUCUUCCCUUCCUGCUGGGACGGCAAGAACCUGGACAGCCGCGACCACAAGAGCCAUAUGGCCUUCCCGGCCAUCGGCGACUACAACACGGGCGUAUGCCCGCAAUCCCACCCCGUGGCCGUGCUCUCGGUGUUCUUCGAGUUCUUCUACAACACGGGAGCGGUCAAGGACUUCAACCGCUGGGUCUGGGCCAUGGGCGACCCCACUGGCUACGGCCUGCACGGCGACUUCCUCAACGGAUGGGCGGACCAGGGCGCGCUCGACCGCGCCGUCGAGACUUGUACGGGCCCCAACGGCGUCAACGACGCCCGCUGCAGCCUGAACGUCGGUCCCGACGGGCCCGGCCACUCGCGGCGCCAGCCAGUCGAGGUGUCGCCUCCCCAGGAGGAGGUUGGAUUCAACGGUCCUCUGCACAAGUUGCCCGGCGACAACCCGAUAACCGGACACCCCGUCCAGUGA
Messenger RNA from Metarhizium album ARSEF 1941, 1020 nucleotides. RefSeq lists its product as uncharacterized. Lineage: Eukaryota; Fungi; Ascomycota; Sordariomycetes; Hypocreales; Clavicipitaceae. The coding region runs from base 1 to 1020 and encodes 339 amino acids. The record is from RefSeq and is a predicted model, not a curated record. The transcript has 4 exons.